Molecule: messenger RNA, 921 nt
Organism: Triticum dicoccoides
Lineage: Eukaryota; Viridiplantae; Streptophyta; Magnoliopsida; Poales; Poaceae
Exons: 2
Coding region: 92-547 (151 amino acids)
Source: RefSeq, a predicted model, not a curated record
CCUGGCCAGCGCGACGAUUCUUUCCUCCAUCUGUUCGCAUCGGCCGGGCCGCCGCCGCCGUCACGACUCGCCACACCUCGCUGGGCCAGCCAUGGAGCUCGAUCUCCCGCCGCCGCGACAGGCACCGCCGCUGACCGACCUGGCCACCGCCAUCCGCCUGGCCGCCGAGGCCGCGGCCGCGCUCUCCGCGCCAUCAUCCUCCUCGGCCGCAGCCGCCGCGGCUGCCACCCUCCGCGACGCUCACGCCGCCAUCGGCAGCUUCCUCUCCCGCCUCGACGCGCCCGCCGCUGUCCCGUCAGACAACGAUCAGCCCAUGGCGGAUGGCGGCGAGGCGGCGGAGCCGAUGAUCGGGGAGGUGGAGGACGGGCUCCGGGAGUGCGCCCUGCAGGGGAACAAGCGCCGGAAGCGGCCCGUCCCGCCUUCGUGGCCCCUCGGGCCGCGUUCGAGUGGCGCUUGCGUGGGACCGGAGGCCACCGCCGAGCCGGUGCUGGACGUGCAACGGCGGCGGGGCGCCGCCAUGGAUCUCUUGCUGCAGUUCCAUGCGUAGGAUGAAGGGUUCAUGAAUCAUGAGUAGCAUAGGAACAAAAUGAGGAGCACCAGCCGCGGCACCUUUGGUCAUCUUGUUCUUCAAACAGAUUGCACAGCCAGAGCAAACAACAUUCCACACCGAGGCAGCUAGGAUGAACACAGUGGUAGUUGAGCAAAAAUAUAUGAAUACAACGAGAAUCUGAGACACUUAGAGAUCCGAGUGGCAUGUCGGUAGAAUGCUUCGGGCCUUCGGUAGUUUUGUUUCUGAACAAACGGGCUAGAUCCUCCUGUACUUCGUUUCCUUCUAUCAUUUGACAUCAGAAUGAUAAACAGACAGACUGGUGCUUGCUCAACUUGUCCUGAUGUCCAGCUUAUUACUCCCUCUGUCCUGAA